CGUGAUCAUAUCUUUAUCGAUAUCGCGAUUCCCAAUCCAACCGCGAACAACAUCCGCAAUCACCUCGUAGAUCUGUGAACACAUGGAGAAGGCUUCGCUUCCGCUCUCGCCUGCGCGCCCGCGCCCGCGCCCGCAGUCCAACGACUCGGUCUUCAAGCGCAUUGCUCUCGCGCUGCUAUGUGCCACCGUCCUCAUUCCCUGCGCAAUCAUCCUUCCUGGUCCUCGAACAGGUGCCGCUCUCCUGCGCAACCUCGUUCUCACCCAGAGCCCAAGCCAACAUCCAAUGUCUUCUUCUGUCCCCCUCAAUACCACUUCUGCUCCCCUAGAGGUCUUUCAAGUCUACGACGACCCCCUUCUCUCCGUCACAGAUCCUGUCGCCUCCGUCGUCGUCAUGGACCACGUCUUUGGCUUCUCCUACGGCCGUCCCUUCGUCGGCAAAUACACUCCUCCCAAUCUCGACUUCAACCGAGUUCUCUUCACCCUCUCCGCUACCUCAAAAGGCAGACAAUUUGAUCGCCUUGCCCUCGUCUUCCUCGGCGACCACGAGAUCUGGCGUACCUCCACCGCAGAGCCAACAGCAAACGGCAUCCAUUUCGGAUACACAAAAGAUCUCUCCCACUUCCUCUCGCUCUUCAAAUCUGACCAAAAACUCAUCUUUGAAAUGGGUAACCUGGUCGACGAUACCUACACAGGCGCCUUCCACAUCAUCCUCACCGCUACUUUCUACAACGACAAACUCUCCGAUACUCCUCCCGAUCUCAUCCUCCCAAUCUCGGCCCGCAGAAGCACGGCCGACAAGCCCUCUCACUUCCUCCUUCCGCAAGACUCGGCCGCCGUCCAACUCAGUCUUCCUCGCUCGGCCACAAAAGCCGUCGCCCUCAUCACCGCCUCUGGAAACGCUGCCGAAGAGUUCUGGUACGCAAACAUCAUCUCGUCCGAAAAGGACGCGUUCCCGGGUGAGUCGAUGCUCGCCCACGGCCCCCACCGCGAGGUAGGCCUCUACGUCGACAACAAACUGGUCGCCUCCACCUUCGCAUUCCCCAUCAUCUACACCGGCGGCAUAUCCCCCGGCUUCUGGCGUCCCAUCGUCGGAAUCAGCGCCUACGACGUGCCCAUGUACGAGUUUGAUAUAACCCCUGCUCUCCCUCUCCUCUGGGACGGCGCCAAACUCGAAAUCAAGGUCCUCACCGGCGACGCUCUCGAGCCAGUCAUCGAGCACGACUGGGUCGUUUCCGGAAACGUCUUGGUCUGGACAUCGCCCGAAUUGACCGCUACUGCCGGAAAGCUCGUCGAGUUUGACAUUUCGCCGCUGAACGUGCUCAAUCAAGUCACCAAGAGCACCGACAAUUCCGAGCUCAACGUGACCUCCGUCGCCAGUCGAUCCGGCAAGCUCUCCUCCGAAAUCACAUACUCCAACUCCGCCGCUUCGUCAAAGCCAUUCAAGAAGAUCUUCUCGUCAGAGUGGGCCCUCAAAUCUGAUAAUGUCCAGCAGUACGCGCGAUCAGGUCAGCACCAGCGCGUCACUGCGCAAACCGACAUCAGCCAAUCCUCAUCCCUCCUCGGCGCCCGCGGGCUCUCCUACCCACUCGACCUCACCACCGCCUACCAACUCUCCCCCGUCCUGAAAAUCACCGCCGAGCUCGCGCGCGGACUCACAGACGACAUCGACAAACAAAGCAGUCUAUGGACCCACCAAUCCGGCAGCGCGUACUACAUCGGCCAAGACGCACAAGGCAACGGCCCCUUCGGCGGCGGCGAAACCGAGCAAGGCUUUAUCAGCGGCGCCGUCUCCGGCUCGCAGUACUGGCGCACCGUCCGCGCCGUGAACGGCAACGUCGUCCGCGAUCUCGAGGUCAGACAUCUCGCCGACGACGAGGACUCCGGCGCGCUCGUCGACAAAGACGAGCUCAUGUCGGAUCAAGACCGCGACGGCGACGAGUUCAGAAGCCAAGUCCGGCCGGGCAACGGCGAGAACGUCAUGUUCUCUGGUUGUUUGGACGAGUAUAACCAGCGCGUCGCGACCUCGGACGUUAAAAUCAACGCUAGCGAAGACGAGCAGUUGAAAAAGUGCAUCAAGCGCAUGUUUGGUCGGGGACCGAUAUGACCUGCAGAUUACUUUUUUUGAUAGAAUUUGUGUUUUUAUGAGGCGUGGCGGGUCGGUGUUUAUGGACAGUGUUUAAUAAUCAGCAAAAUGUUUGUAGUUUUCCCUUUUUCUUCUUGUUUGAUGCAUUAGAUGGUUUUGAUUAAUGUACUUAAAACACAAAGUCAACUUCUCUGA
Myxozyma melibiosi is the source of this 2278-nucleotide messenger RNA. Its product is annotated as peptide N-acetyl-beta-D-glucosaminyl asparaginase amidase A-domain-containing protein. The transcript has a single exon. The record is from RefSeq and is a predicted model, not a curated record. Bases 83 to 2104 code for a protein of 673 amino acids. Lineage: Eukaryota; Fungi; Ascomycota; Lipomycetes; Lipomycetales; Lipomycetaceae.